CACACCCUCCUGAGCAAUGCAGUUGAAUGUGGAGGUAAGAUCCAGCAGCAGCAGUACUCAUAUGACUACUACUGGAACAGUUUACAACCACUGCGGCAACAGCGAUGGCAAUUCUGUACUGAAUAUUCAAGUUGCUGCUCGGCUCAGAGCAUGGAGGGGUUCUUGGCCCAGGAAAGAAAAUGCCAGGGCUGGCUAUAUCUGGGCAAGCUUCCUAAUUUGCAGUGAAAUGGCCAUUUGCUUCCGGUUCUUUAUCCUCUUUCCUUUGAUGCCACUUCUUGUCUCAGGUGUGUUACUGCCAUCUCCUCGGAACAUCACGAUUCUGUCCACCAAUAUGAAGCACUUUCUGGUAUGGAGCCCAGUGAUUGUACCAGGGGAAGCUGUAAAAUAUUCAGUCGAGUUUCAAGGAGAAUAUGAGAGAGACUAUGCCAACGACAGCUGGAUUCCCAUUGGAGAGUGUACAGGAAUUAGCGUUACUCAGUGUGACAUCACCGAAGACAUUUCUGCCACUGUGCCAUACAAUCUACGUGUUAGGGCAGCUCUGGGGUCACAGGCCUCACAUUGGGCCACUCUCAAUGGUUUCUUCAAUCGCGUCACAACAUCUCUCAUUCCACCCAUGGUAACCGUCACAGCUGAUGGAUAUCAUUUACUAGUGGAGCUGGAACACCUAGGGCGUGCCUUUGAAUUCUGGAUAUUUUACUGGAGGAAGGGCCAAGAGCACAAGAUAUACCACAAAGUGUUGAAAGACAGCGGCACUACUGUACAUCUGGACACCAUGGAAGGUGGUGCUGAAUACUGUGUUAAAGCCCAAUCCUAUGUUGAGGCCAUAAACCGGAGCAGCAACUUCAGCCAGGUGCAGUGUGUGAGGGCCGAAGAUGGCAAAACUAUAUUGGUGACUUUUGCCCCACUCUUCUUUUUUGUCUUUGUUGUGACUGUUUUGGCCCUUCCUUGGGUUGCCUGGAAAACAUGUUGGAUCUGCCAGUAUUCCUGCUUCCCGAAUGAGAGCCUGCCAGACACUUUGAAACUAACAGAAUCACCUGCUAGGAUACUAAAUUACAGGGGAGAGGAGAUGGAGAAAUGUGAUGAGUUUGUGCAAGUUCUACCCCCUGAAGAGCUUCUCCUCCGCUUCUGGAUUCAUGAAACUCUUUAAUAUCGUACCGAAGACACAGUCUGCAAAAUGAGACUGCAAUUCUGCUCUCCUUCUUGCCUCCUGAAGUGAGGCACACAUGUAGCAUUACUUUCCUAACAUAAAGUCUGGAAAUCAAGGAUUUGCUUUCUUCAAAGGGAAAAGCGCUGUGUGGCAAGCAAGACUGUGAUUCCUGUGCUCGGGAUUUCACAGGGAGACUGGCUCCGAUCCAUCCAUUCCUGUCUGACAGAGAACUGGAGCCAAGCUCAUGAAUAAACACAGAAGCCAUGUUCUUAGCUACUUGUCAUCACCCACUUAUUUGUUGUUGUUAUGUGCCUUCAAGCCGAUGGCAACCCUAUGAAUCAGCCACCUACAAUAGCAUCUGUUAUAAACCACCCUGUUCAGAUCUUGUAAGUUCAGGUCUAUGGCUUCCUUUAUGGAAUCAAUCCAUCCCGUUUGGCCUUCCCCUUCUUCUACUCCCUUUUGUUUUCCCCAGCAUUAUUGUCUUUUCUAGUGAAUCAUGUCUUCUCAUUAUAUCUCCAAAGUAUGAUAAUCUUAGUUUCAUUAUUUUAGCUUCUAAAGAUAGUUCUGGUUUAAUUUGUUCUAACACUCAAUUAUUUGUCUUUUUCACAGUCCAUGGUAUCUGCAAAGCUCUCCUCCAACAACAGAUUUUGAAUGAGUUGAUUUUUCUCUUAUCCACUUUUUUCACUGUCCAACUUUCACAUCCAUACAUAGAGAUUGGGAAUACCAUGGUCUCAAUGAUCCUAACUUUAGUGUUCAGUGAUACAUCUUUGCAUUUGAGGACCUUUUCUAGUUCUCUCAGAUGCUGUCCCCAGUCCUAGCUGCCUUCUAAUUUCUUGACUAUUGUCUCCCUUUCAGUUAACGACUGUGUCAAGGUAUUGAUAAUCCUUGACAGUUCAAUGUCCUCAUUGUCAACUUUAAAGUUGCAUACAGCUGAGAUUUAAAGAUCUUGGGGUGAUUACCAUGUGUUCGUUUUUGCUUUUUUACAUAGAGGUGUAAUAUCAGAAGGAGAUGCAUGCCCAAUGCUGACUUUGUAAGGAGGAGCAGGUGUGUAUGCAGGGAGGGAGGGACUGCAGCUUAGUGGAAAAGCACAUGCUUUGUAUACAGAAGGUCCCGGUUCAAUCCCUCCAGUUACAAGAAUCAAUUAGCAGAUGGGGUUGGGGGUGGGAACUCCCUGAGACACUAAGAAGCUGCUGCGAGUCAGAGUAGACAAUACUGGGCUAGAUGAAUAAAUAGUCUGACCUGGUAUAAAGCAAUUUAUGUUCCUCUUAGUCACAGAUCUCUCCUGUAGGAAUAUUUUUCACAGAUAAUUCUUCCACUGUAACCCUAAACUGUGGUUAAUCUUAACUGUGGUUUGUUGUAAUAAGCUCUUAAACUAUGGUCUAAAGUUAGGGUUUUUCCCCAGCACUGUUAAUUAAUCACAGAAUGUCAAGCUCCAAUGACAUGGCAAGUUGUGGUUCCUUUUUUAAAAAAAAGGAAGCAAAAGUUGUUGAACUCCUUCUUGUGUCUACACCAGAGAGGUUCACCUAGGCUACUUGUAACACUAAACUUGGUUUAGCAUUAUAUCUGAACCAGCUCAAUGAGAGAAGGCUCUCACUUGUAAUGUAGGCAUUCCAGAAUUUAACAAAAAAUUCAGCGACACAUAGGCUGUCUGCUUUGCCUGUUUUUCCAGCUUAGCUCCAAGUUCCUGAAAGCUGUAUACUUCCAGUUCCUACAUCUGAUUGGCCUAAACCUGGCCACAUGUUCCUUAAAUUAAACCACUUGCUGCAAAACUUGGAGUGUGUUGCUUAAAAAACUCCAAUUUCUGAGCCAGCUUUUGAAGUAAAACAGAAAAGGAUUUGCUUUGUUUUUAAUUAUGUGAGGUAUUGAAAGGCUUGGAAAAGAUUUUUAAAUACUGAAACAUGCACUUAAUAUGUGGUUGUACACAUGUCUAUUAUUUUAAGUUCAGUUCACGAACUCAGAGGUCUGCAAAGGUUAUGGUAUUCUUUUAUUCCGAGUACUACAACUCUAUGUUAAAGUCUAUACUGUAUAGUCCAAAUGUCAGUCAUAAAAUAUAUCUGGAAAGCAAAAGAAUGUAGUGUGUGUGUGUGUGUGUGUGUAUAUAUAUAUAUAUGUAUAUAUGUGUAUAUAUAUGUAUAUGUAUAUAUAUGUAUAUAUAUAUGUAUAUGUAUAUAUAUGUGUAUAUGUAUAUAUAUAUGUAUAUGUAUAUAUAUAUAUAUAUAUGUGUGUAUAUAUAUAUAUAUGUGUGUGUGUGUGUGUGUGUGUGUGUAUAUAUAUAUAUAUAUAUAUAUAUAUAUA
This is a messenger RNA of Rhineura floridana, 3442 nucleotides long. RefSeq names its product interleukin 20 receptor subunit beta (gene IL20RB). The record is from RefSeq and is a predicted model, not a curated record. Gene Ontology annotation, molecular function: interleukin-20 binding. The transcript has 7 exons. Lineage: Eukaryota; Metazoa; Chordata; Lepidosauria; Squamata; Rhineuridae. Bases 17 to 1147 code for a protein of 376 amino acids.